Messenger RNA from Equus quagga, 5310 nucleotides. It is a transcript of the gene GANC, whose product is annotated as glucosidase alpha, neutral C. NCBI's taxonomy places the organism in Eukaryota, Metazoa, Chordata, Mammalia, Perissodactyla, Equidae. The record is from RefSeq and is a predicted model, not a curated record. Gene Ontology annotation, biological process: N-glycan processing; carbohydrate metabolic process. Gene Ontology annotation, molecular function: carbohydrate binding; alpha-1,4-glucosidase activity. The transcript is spliced from 24 exons. The coding region runs from base 984 to 3728 and encodes 914 amino acids.
CGCUCUGGGGGCGGGAUCAUCCGGGUCCUCGAAACCUCGUGGGGCUUGUUAGUUUUGCGACCCAGUGGCUCCUCCCUCUACCAGUCGUCCCGGCUUCGCGUGAGCCUUGGGACGCACUGCGCAGGCGUCGUCCUGUGGCAAUUUGGUCACCUUGGAGCUUUAGGAUGGUCACCAAUAGCCACCUCCGCCUUGGUGGGCUCCUCUCCUCUCUGCUAGCCCUUAAAGGGUUUGGGGACCAGGCAAGCAUUUCUCCUCCUCCCGUUCGCCCCAGCCAUCAUCCCUUGUAAGUCAAAGUCAGACGCCGGGGCCUGAAGCCUGGGAAAGCCAUAAGUCUGGCUGCUUGAUUGGCGUUUAGUAGUGAGUUCUCGGUUCCCGGAGGUAUUUAAGCAAAGAGUGGAAUUUGGCAGUGGUGGAGAAGAAGCGAUUCCUAAACUGAUUGGUGUAAUAGAUAACCCCUUAAAAAAGCCCCUCCUAGCGCUGAAGAGUAAGAUGCUACAGUAGAGUUUGGCCGCAGAGCAUCAGCCUCUGGCAAAGAGCUGGCCGGCACUUUCUACUCAAAACUAAAAACCGGGAGAGAGUGGGUCGGUUUUCAGUAUCAGUGGCGGGACCGUCACGGAGAUAGGACCGUCUCGGUACUUCCUGGUUCUCACGCUCCGGAUUUUUAUCCCCGGGGCUCUUUGAGUGCACGCCCCUCUGCAAAGCCGGUUUCGGUUCCUAAUGAAAGCAGGUCCUCAUCAGCCACUCAUAACCCAAAAAAAGUUGCCAAAUAGAUCCCUGUAGAAACGCCAGAUUGAGCCUGGAAAUCCCACGAGCGAGAGUCAAUCUGUCACUCCUUACGGACCUGGAGGGGACUCCAUUUCCCAGGAACUAGACGGAGGUGAAGCGCUGGCUCUAAUUUAGAAAGACGGCCAAUCGGCGUCUUAAAAAGAUCGCUCGCAGCCUUGGUCUGAGAACUGGGAGCCAAUCGGGUUGACCGGGAGGCCAUGGACGCUGCCGGGAAAGAGGAAAUCAGUGUUGAAGAUGAAGCUGUGGAUAAAAACAUUUUCAAAGACUGCAGCAACAUUGCUUUCUACAGGCGUCAGAAACAGCAGCUCUCCAGGAAGUCCAUGUAUCGGGCAUUACUGGACUCGGUCACAGCGGACAGAGACAGCACUAGAUUCCAAAUAAUCAAUGAAGCGACGAAGGCUCCUCUCUUGGCUGAAGUUUAUGGUAUAGAGGGAAAUAUCUUCAGGCUUAAAAUCAAUGAAGAAACUCCCCUGAAACCCAGAUAUGAAGUUCCUGAUGUCCUCACAAGCAAGCUAAGCACUGUAAGGCUGACUUCAUGCUCAGGGGACUCAGGCAGUCUGGUGUUGGCAGAUGGCAAAGGAGAUCUGAAGUGUCAUAUUACGGCAAACCCAUUCAAGGUAGACUUGGUGUCUGAAGAGGAGGUCGUGAUGAGCAUAAACUCCCUGGGCCAAUUGUACUUUGAGCACCUGCAAAUUCGUCUCAAGCAAAGAGCUACCAAAGAAAAUGAGGAGGAUGCAUCAGUUGACACCUCUCAGGAAAAUCAAGAGGAUCUGGGCCUGUGGGAGGAGAAAUUCGGAAAAUUUGUGGAUGUCAAAGUUAACGGUCCUGCCUCCAUUGGUUUGGAUUUCUCCUUGCAUGGAUUUGAGCAUCUCUAUGGGAUCCCGCAACAUGCAGAAUCACACCAACUUAAAAAUACUGGUGAUGGGGAUGCUUACCGUCUUUAUAACCUGGAUGUUUAUGGAUAUAAAAUACAUGACAAAAUGGGCAUUUAUGGUUCAGUGCCUUAUCUCCUGGCCCACAAACUGGGCAGGACUCUAGGCAUUUUUUGGCUGAAUGCCUCAGAAACACUAGUGGAGAUCAAUACAGAGCCUGAAGUAAAGUACACACUGACCCAGACGGGCCCAGCUGCUGCCAAACAAAAGGUCACAUCUCGGACCGAUGUGCACUGGAUGUCAGAGAGUGGAAUCAUUGAUGUUUUUCUGCUGACAGGACCUACACCAUCUGACGUCUUCAAGCAGUACUCGCACCUUACAGGCACACAAGCCUUGCCCCCUCUCUUCUCCUUGGGGUACCAUCAGUGCCGCUGGAACUAUGAAGAUGAGCAAGAUGUAAAAGCAGUUGAUGCAGGAUUUGAUGAACAUGACAUUCCUUAUGACGUCAUGUGGCUGGACAUAGAGCACACUGAGGGCAAAAGGUACUUCACUUGGGACAAGAAAAGAUUCCCAAACCCCAAAAGGAUGCAAGAGCUGCUCAGGAGCAAAAAACGUAAGCUUGUGGUCAUCAGUGACCCCCACAUCAAGGUUGAUCUUGACUACUCAGUGUAUGCCAAAGCUAAAGAACAGGGCUUCUUCGUGAGGAAUCAUGAAGGGGGAGACUUUGAAGGGGUGUGCUGGCCUGGUCUCUCCUCUUACCUGGAUUUCACCAAUCCCAAAGUCAGAGAGUGGUAUUCAGGUCUUUUUGCUUUCUCUGCUUAUCAGGGAUCUACUGACAUCCUCUACGUAUGGAAUGACAUGAACGAACCCUCUGUCUUUAGAGGGCCAGAGCUAACUAUGCAGAAGAAUGCUAUUCAUCAUGGCAACUGGGAGCACAGAGAACUACACAACAUCUAUGGUUUUUAUCAUCAAAUGGCUACUGCAGAAGGACUAAUACAACGAUCCAAAGGGAAGGAGAGACCCUUUGUUCUUACACGUUCUUUCUUUGCUGGAUCACAAAAGUAUGGUGCUGUGUGGACAGGCGACAACACAGCAGAAUGGAGUUACCUGAAAAUUUCUAUCCCUAUGUUGCUCACUCUCAGUGUCACUGGGAUCUCUUUUUGUGGAGCUGAUGUAGGUGGCUUCAUCGGGAACCCAGACGCAGAGCUGCUAGUGCGUUGGUACCAGGCCGGAGCCUACCAGCCCUUCUUCCGUGGCCACGCCACUAUGGACACCAAGCGACGGGAACCGUGGCUCUUCGGAGAGGAACACACCCGGCUCAUCCGAGAAGCCAUCAGACAGCGCUACACCCUCCUACCCUAUUGGUAUUCUCUGUUCUACCAUGCACACGUUGCUUCUGAACCCGUCAUGAGGCCUCUGUGGAUAGAGUUCCCUGAUGCAUUAGAGGCUUUUGGUGUGGAAGAUGAAUACAUGCUAGGAAGUGCUUUGUUGGUUCAUCCAGUCACAGAACCAAAAGCCACUGUAGUUGAUGUGUUUCUGCCAGGAUCAAAUGAGGUCUGGUAUGACUCUAAGACAUUUACUCGUUGGGAAGGAGCAUGUACUGUGAAGAUCCCAGUAGACUUGGACACUAUACCAGUGUUUCAACGAGGUGGAAGUGUAGUGCCAAUAAAGACAACUAUAGGAAAGUCCACAGGCUGCAUGACUGAUUCCCCAUAUGGACUCCGGGUGGCUCUAAGCACUAAGGGUUCUGCCGUGGGUGAAUUCUAUCUUGAUGAUGGCCAUUCAUUCCAAUACGUCCACCAGAAGCAAUUCUUGCACAGGAAGUUUUCAUUCUGUUCAGGUGUUUUGAUCAACAGUUGUGCCGAUGAGAGGGGUCGUUAUCCCAGCAAGUGUGUGGUGGAGCAGAUCUUUAUCCUAGGCCUCAAGAAGAAGCCAUCUUCUGUGACCACCCACUCAUCUGGUGGUGAAGACCAGCCUGUGGCUUUUGUAUAUUGUGCCAAAACAUCCACCUUGAGCCUGGAGAAGCUCUCACUGGACAUUGGUGCUGACUGGGAGGUCCACGUCAAAUGACAGAGAAGCGCGCCUGGGGACGAGUGCAGGGAGCAGCCUGCACCUGUCGGCCUUUCCCUUGGCCUUUUUUGAGAUUUGUGCUACAUGCUAAUUGACUGCUCUGGCUCAGAACAAUCAUCUUUCAUGAGUCACCAGUUUACCAAUGAACAAUAGGUUUCAGAUUUUACAUUUGUGGAUGUACUAGUAAUACUCUUUGAGUCAAAUACCACCUCUUUUCCUGAUGCAAGUAGCCCCGAGAUAUUUAUAGAGUUCAUGAAUCUUCCAUUGCUUCUUGGGCUGUGGCUCCGAGGUUAGACCUGCAGCCCAGUGAGCAGCUGCUCUCUGAGCACACCUUCGAUGGGUGUGUUUGCUGUGAGAUGUGGGCCGGGCCCACCUCCUGUGGCCCAUUGGUGGAAUCUUGCCUCAGCCCCUGCAGCAGAGUCACUGAGGCUACAGCAGCUGAGUUUCUCGAGGCCUGUCCCCAAGUGGACAGCAGCUCUGGUACCCCUCGCAGUUAUCUUUCACCCACUUAGACGUGGGGAAAACAACCCUUUUCUGCUUGCACUGCGUACGUCGCAGCAACAGGGAGUAUACUCCCCUAGACUGGCUCAGGGACACAAAGGAUUCUCUUCCCUGUCAUGUUUUCUGGGUUCCAAAGUUCUAAAUUAGUCUUCUUAAAGUUCUAACUUCUUUAUCUUAAUUGUUUUUCUUAAAUAUUUUCUACUGGCCAAAGAAUAUUUGUAACAUGAGUAAGCUCUAAUUUAUAAUAAUAAAAUAAACACCCAUGUCCCCAUCACCGAACUUCAGAAUAGACCGCAGGCUGGGACGAGGAUGAGGCACUUGCCUUGGGCACAGAAUGUAAAGGGGUGGCAAAAACCCUAUAGUAAUCAAAGUAAAUAAUAUUUUAGUGCAGUAUUUUUAAAAGUCAAAAUUAAUGCAAAAAAAUCCAUGAUGAAGAAAAUACCAAAAUUUUAAAUAAAGAUGGGAUCGGAAUUGCCGAGUUUUCCUUUUGCCUCAGGCUCCAGUACGGCUUGGCAUGGAUUAGAACAUUACAACAUACAUUUCCUCAGGACGCUCCCUGCUUUGGUGACACCAUGACUCCCUGCUGCCUGCCACAGCGUCUGUUGGGGCUGCCUCAUGUCCUCAGCACCCCUCCACAUGCACAUUUUCUUAUCAGACUUCUUCUGCUUAGCAACUUGCCAGCUGCCAUCUCUGCCUUUUGUUCCCUGGGCCCCAAUAUCCACUGCCUUCCCUCUACCUAUGCAGAUCUUACCCUCUGCACAGGCCCUACUCAAAUCCCACUUUUCCAUGAAGUCUUUCUAACCACCCUGUCACCCCUACUCCCCCUUGCCCAUAAGCGGUGAUUUUGCCCCUCUCUGAAAUGCUGCCGUAUUUAUAACAUGUGCUGUACUUAUUCUCAGGGACGAUCCCUUAAUGUUUCAGGUCUGUCUGUCUCAUUGCCCUGCUAGACUGUAUGUCCCCAAGAGCGUGUUAUAGUUGUCUUUGCUCUGCCAGAGCACCAUUAGACUUGGCUUUCAGUAACUGUUCUCUGUAAUUGCGUAACUAAUGGAUUUGAUUGAUUAAAAAGUGAGAAUUAAAUGUA